AUGCACACGAAGAGCGCAACGGCCGUUGCUGCUUUUGUGCACAGGCAUCGAGGGGACCUGGAACCUCACAUGAAGGCCGGCUGGCCAGACACGCUUGAUGCGAGCGCAGCUAGCCCCAGCAAGAAUGGCUCGCGCGCAGUUCCUUACCUGACAACGGUGUCCAUCUCAGUCCUCGACGACACGGAGACGCUGAAGCAUGUUGCGUCCAACGAAUCGUAUUUCCUCAACGUCACGAGCCCCACCACCCACAUCACAGCCCAAACCAUCUGGGGCGCAAUGUAUGCGCUAGAAACUCUAUCCCAGGUCAUCAUGUUCAACGACGUGACGAGUGCCCACACCAUCUCGCACGCCCCGCUGGAGAUUUGGGACGAGCCAAGCUACCCGAUGCGAGGCAUCAUGGUGGACUCGGCCAACCACUUUAUCGGGGUGCCGGCGAUCAAACGGCUGUUGGAUGGCAUGGUUGCUGUCAAGAUGAACACGCUCCACUGGCACCUCGUCGACUCGUACUCAUUCCCCAUGCAGGUGCCGAGCCGCCCCAUGCUCAGCCGCCGCGGUGCGUGGAGCAACACCACGGUGUACACGCGCGCAGACAUGCGAGCGGUGCAGGAAUACGCGCAACAGCGCGGCAUUCGCGUCAUUCCAGAGAUUGACGUCCCCGGACACGCGUACAGCUGGGGCCUGGCCUAUCCUGACAUCACGGUUGAGUGUCCGAAGAUUCACACAACGGACAUUGGGCCCAUCAACGUCGUUCCUCUGGAUCCGACGAAGGAGUUGACGUACCAGGUGCUGGAGGAUGUCUUGGCAGAGACGACGUCCCUGUUUCCUGACGCAAUGCUGCACGUUGGUGGCGAUGAAGUCCAGUACGAAUGCUGGCGCGCCAACCAGGAUAUUCAAGAUUGGAUGAAGAAGAACAACAUUUCUUCGGAGCAGCAGCUCGAGGUGUACUUUGAGCAACGCCUGUUUGCGAUGCUGCGCACACACAAUCGCCGCGCUGUUGUGUGGGAUGAGGCCUUCACCGACAUGCACGACCACCUCGACACAUCUGUCGUCGUGGAGGUGUGGGACGACCCGACUUUGCUGGAGCGCGCACUCCGCGCCGGACACGACGUCCUCUUCGCCAGCGGAUGGUACCUCGACCGGCAGGUGCCAUACGGCAACAUGACGCACUGGUUCUGGCUGGACACGUGGGCAGACAUGUACGCGGUUGCAUUUCCACGGGCACCAGCGGGCGGCGGCCGUAUUCUCGGGGGCGAAGCGCCAAUGUGGAGCGAGCAGGUGUCUGAUCUCAGCAUUGAUGCGCGGGUGUGGCCGCGUGCUCUCGCCGCAGCCGAACGACUAUGGAAUCAAAACGCAACAGAUCAUUUCGACGCGGCACAGCGCAUCGGCGUGCAUCGGUGUCGCAUGGCUGCACGCGGCAUCCCUGUCGGUCCCAUCUGGGCAGACUACUGCAGCCACGACGCGCAGGAUGUGAACAUCCACCAGCUUUCCUCGUCUCAUCAUCACAGUGUCAACAUGACCGUUGGCGAAAUGUCAGCGUUGCUGGUGUUCAUAUUCCUGCUGGGCGUCGCGGUUGUAUGGGUUUUUGCCGCCUGCUUCGGCGUUGGCUUUCGCGUGCGCGGACGCGACGACACACUCAAUGCGCAAUCAGUGGCUGCAGGCACCGCAGGUUCAGUGCAGCACGCGAAGACAAAUGAGGACGAGGUGCCACUUCUUGCUGUUGGAGACACGCGUCCUGCUUCAUCGUCGUUCUCGCGCGCCAGUCGCAUGGCAGCAACACCGCCACCGCCACCAACAUCGUCAUCAUCAGCGGCAGUGGCGGCUGCCCGCUCUCGGUCAAACACGGCAGCAUCGGCCUCAGCCCGGGGAACCCUUGACGCCCAACCAGCACAGCGGUCGCUGCCAAAGGAGCGGUUGUCGAGUCUGGAUGUCUUUCGCGGAUUCACUGUUGCCCUCAUGGUCUUUGUGGAUGAGACGGGUGCCGCGUUCCCUCCAAUCGACCACUCGCCGUGGAAUGGCGUUCGUCUGGCGGAUUUCGUCAUGCCGUUCUUCGACUUUAUUGUCGGCGUCUCCCUCGCCCUCUCCUUUAAGAAGUUUGACCUCGAAGACGCGACGACGACGCCGCGCGUAUGGCCUGCGCUGCGCAAAGCGACAAUCCGCUUCCUGAAGCUGUUUAUCCUCGGCAUGCUGACACAAGGCGGUAUUGACAUUAUGAACUACGACCUGGCGCACAUUCGCAUCAUGGGCAUCUUGCAGCGUGUUGCUGUCUGCUACUACGCUGUGGCCCUCAUGGAGAUUUUCCUGCCAAGGAACAAGAAAUACCGCAAUUACAACGAGACUGACACCGUCACAGGGUGGGCCGUGGAUGUGCUACACAUGCUGUGGCGGUACAAGUGGCACUGGUUCACGGCUGCGUGCUUGUUUGCGACGCACACGGGCAUCAUGUAUGGCGUGAAUGUCCCUGAUGCGUUUGGAGAAGAGUGUGGGCGUGGCGUGCUCACCCCCGCCUGCAACGCCGCCACCUACAUUGAUCGCAACGUGCUCACUGUUGAGCACAUGUACUUUCCCGCCAACGGAGGCGACAAGAGCGGCAACGACGUGACCUUCCAGCGUCUUCCCGAGUGUAGCACGUGCUCGCCCGGCAAGUGCGUACCGCCCGAGGAUGCUCCGGCGUGGUGUCUGCACGGCCCCUUUGACCCGGAGGGCCUCGUUUCCUCCCUCAACGCCAUCAUCGCAACCGUCAUCGGCAUUCACUACGGUCACGUUCUGCGCCGAGUGCAGUCACCAAAGGCGCGAAUUGUGCACUGGACGGCGUUUGGUGUUGUGCAGUUGGUCAUCGGCUUUGCCCUCCACUUUUCUGGCGCAUUCGUCAUGAACACAGACCUGUACUCCAUCUCGUACACGCUCGUGACAGCUGGCACAGGCGGGGUGCUGCUUGCGUUGUUUUAUGUCAUCGUUGAUCGCCUGCACGUGGGCGAGUGGGCGUGGAGCGGGUGCAGAUACAUGGGCAUGAACGCCAUUGUGAUGUACCUUUGCGCUGAGGGCGACAUCAUCCCCUACGUCCUGGCCGCAUUCUACUGGAACAAGCCGGAGAACAACCUGGCGAAUAUUCUGUGGCCGACGGGUGUGUUCUGGGGCGACGGUGAUGAGCGGCCAUUCAAGCCGACAUACAACUACCAGGUCAUGCUGUGGACGCUGGCGUACAUUGGCGUGUGGAUGCUGCUGGCCCGUUACCUCUUCUUGAAACGAAUCUUCAUCACCAUUUGA
Messenger RNA from Salpingoeca rosetta, 3264 nucleotides. RefSeq lists its product as uncharacterized. Gene Ontology annotation, cellular component: membrane. The coding region runs from base 1 to 3264 and encodes 1087 amino acids. Gene Ontology annotation, molecular function: beta-N-acetylhexosaminidase activity. The record is from RefSeq and is a predicted model, not a curated record. Lineage: Eukaryota; Choanoflagellata; Craspedida; Salpingoecidae. Gene Ontology annotation, biological process: carbohydrate metabolic process; ganglioside catabolic process; glycosaminoglycan metabolic process. The transcript has 26 exons.